AUGUCAUUGUUUCUUACCUUUCUAUAUUUGGCGUUCAUAAGUAUCAUCCGUAGAGCUUACUCCUUUUCUGGGCCAAAUUCAACAAAUUCUGGUGCGGAGGGUUUAGGCAAUAAAAACAGUGGCCACUUGAAAGGGCCAGUUGUGGAGGAGUUCACUUUUCCUGAAAGAUCAACUUCCUUCAUCAGUUGUCAUGCUUCUACCAUUGUUGAGGUUGGGAAGGGCCAUUUUUUGGUUGCCUAUUUCGGGGGCUCAUCUGAGGGGGCACCAGAUGUAAAAAUAUGGCUGCAGACUUAUAAGAAUGGCAGAUGGAAAUCACCCAUAAUUGCUGAUGAAGAAUCAAAUGUUCCAAUGUGGAACCCUGUACUGUUCAAACUUCCAUCAAAUGAGUUACUGCUGUUCUACAGAAUAGGCCUAGAUGUUCAGAAGUGGAGUGGAUUCAUGAAACGCUCAAAUGACAAAGGAAUUACCUGGACAAAAAGAGAACAACUUCCUCCUGGUAUAUUAGGACCUAUCAAGAAUAAGAAAAUGGUGACCUACUGUGUGGAUCUUCUGUUGAAAGCUGGAACUCCUGGGGAGCAUGGGCAGAGGUGUCUUAUGGAACGAGAUCUUAACUUUGGCAGGACAUGGAGAAAGCAUGGCCCAAUUUUCAUUGAAAACAUACCUCUUGGUGUGAUUCAGCCAGUACCAUACCUGACUGAAAAGAGGACACUGCGUGUUUUGCUUAGAUCCUUUACUGGCCUUGGUAGAGUUUAUGUAUCAGAAUCCUCUGAUGGUGGCAAAACUUGGGGGUAUGCAAGACCUACACAACUCCCCAACCCAAACUCAGGUAUAGAUGGAGUUAAGCUGAGAGAUGGCCCAAUAUUGCUUGCUUAUAAUACAAUUUCAAGGGGUGUGCUUAAACUUGCUCUCUCCGAGGAUGAUGGUGAUUCCUGGCAUGAAGCACUUACAUUGGAGGAUACAUUAGGAAUGGAAUUCUCAUAUCCUGCUGUUAUCCAAGCUAGUGAUGGACUAAUACAUAUCACCUAUACAUAUAAUAGGACACAAAUAAAGUCCAAGGUGAUGCAAGCCAACUAG
Sphenostylis stenocarpa is the source of this 1074-nucleotide messenger RNA. NCBI's taxonomy places the organism in Eukaryota, Viridiplantae, Streptophyta, Magnoliopsida, Fabales, Fabaceae. The record is from the annotation of a GenBank genome assembly.